AUGAAGCUCAACCUCAUUGCUCUGGCUUCCUUGGUCGCCCUGACCGCGGCUCAGUCGACCGAUUCUACCUCUGAGGCUGCCACCGGCACCACUGCUGCUCCUACGACGACUGUCAGCUUGACUCCUCAACAGUCCUGCGCUAAGAAGUGGCAGUGGCACCCCGCUGACACUGACCGCUACGCCGCCUGCCAGAGCUCCUGCUACAGCAGCCACUUCUUCCCCAUCACUGCCACGGGUAACUCUGGAGCUUCCAAGACCGACGCCAGCGACUCUUCUGCCACCACCACUGGCAAGGGCAGCUCUUCCACCGAUUCCAGCGAAUCCUCCGGCUCCCGCUCUUCGGGCUCUAAGGCUAGUGGCACUGGUACCAGCACUGGAACUGCUGCCACCAGCUCCGAGACCAAUGCUGCCUCUGUCGCCAAGAUUCAGCUUGGUGUCUCUGCCGCCGGUAUUGCUGGUGUCGCCUUCGGUAUCUGGGCUCUGUAA
This is a messenger RNA of Aspergillus nomiae NRRL 13137, 486 nucleotides long. RefSeq lists its product as uncharacterized. The transcript has 3 exons. Bases 1 to 486 code for a protein of 161 amino acids. Lineage: Eukaryota; Fungi; Ascomycota; Eurotiomycetes; Eurotiales; Aspergillaceae. The record is from RefSeq and is a predicted model, not a curated record.